CGGCGGAGGAGGAUGGGACACUGCUGAUGCUGAUGCGAGAGCUUUCGGUGUCUGUGAUCAACAUCGGUAGACUGACCGCUACAUGAUGGAGCUUAUUCGUCUAAUUUAAUACUCCUUUUCGUUUCCUUGUGGGUUUUCGACCACAGCCGCUGGGACAGAUGUGUGUUUUGAGACGAGAAUAAUAAAGGAAUUCGGGGUCUCGUCUCGUCACUCGUCUGGCCUGUCUUGUGACUGACACAGGUGGAUUGCUGCUGGAAAACGGAAUCGAAGUGAAGACAUAAUAUUGGACUAUAACAGAGGCGGCAAUUCCCGCAGCUACGUCUUGAACCGUGGAAUAUUGAAGCUGAGACAUUUGGUUUAAUUUCACUGAGAGGGGUUGGUGGGGGGGGGGGGUGGACCGUUUGGCUUGUUAGCUAGCUAAUAGGCUAAUUUCGCUAGCUAGUCAGUUAGCAGCUUUCCUGGCCAAUGGCACGGAAGAAGUGGGAUGCUCGAAGGAGGAGUUAAUGUUAGUUGCUAGCAUAAAUUCAUUUGAGGAAAGACAGUCGGCGAUAUAUGUAGUAAACCGCCUUGUAAUGAGAGAUUUAAAAUGAACGGUACAGCUAGAGGUUAAUUCAUGUGUGAUUAGCGCUGGUCACAUCGUUUCCUCGCCGCACUGUGUGCUCCUCGGCAAAUUAGCUUGCGAUGGAUAAAAUCAGAUAAUCGGCUAAGAAAGCUAAUGUUGACAAACACUGGUGACUUAACGCUUUAAUUUAUGCUGUUUCAAACGGUCUCGUUGCCAAUGAUGCUGUCAGUAGUGUUUGACAGUUGAGCUCUGAGACUUUAUUUCGGUGAUUUACUAGCUUUCAGGCCGAAGUGAAGUAUGUUGACGUUGGAUGUGCUGAAGCUGGAACAUUUGGCAACAACCAGGAGCGGGUCUGCCAUGACAGAGAGGGACAUAGUGAGUCAAAACACACUUGCAUCAGUAUUAUAUCUGCUAAGGCUAAGAAAUGAAUAUGACUUUUGAGUUUAGGUAACAUUGUUAUUGAGGUGUGGACGGCAACCACUGAAGCGGAAAACAACAAAUACAGCAAUUUGUUACUCUGUUACCUGCCUGACAUCGUUUCUGUAACCGACCGACUCUCUUAAAAUGAUCAAUUUUGAUUUACCUUUAUGCAGUUAUUUAUAAAAUCACAAUAACUACCAGCAUCUUUUAAAUGUCAGAGCUAGACAAUGCGUGUAGGAAUUCCACACAUUUAUUUAAAGAUUUCACAGAGAAAGUGUGGGGCCAUUUAAAAACAUGGCAUUAAAAUUGAAGAACUGGAUCUUGACGACAGCAGUGAGAUAAGACGUCAGCAGCUUUCACAAGUUUGCGAAGGGACACAGCCAAUAUAAAUGGAACCGACAGUUCUCUCUGGCCCUUUGGGGCACACACAGUGGGAGUCAGACCAGCCAUUUCCUCGUGGAUUUCACACACUGGAUUCAGACAAUGGAGGUGUGCUUUGUCAAAACAUGAGUGGCCAAACAGGUUUGGAUUUCAGAGACGGUGACCAGGAUCAAACAUCCCAACAAAGUGAAGAAGAAAAGGUUUUCCAGGACAAGCCGGUAGAGUUGGACAACCUCAUAAAUAUCUCUGAUUUUUCUUGUGGAGAUGUGAAAUUUGAGGCCAAUCAAUCUUUAAACUGCAAAACCUCUCUCCAUCGUACUCAUCUAGAGGAAUUGUCUUACACAGAAAAAACUGAGGGACCUGAUGAAAUCAGUGACUGUACUUUAUCAUGGCUAUUUCCUCCCAACCUCACUGAUGUGGUUGGAAAAAACUUUGCCUGUGAGGAACUGAAUGUGACACAGGAGGCCCUUCUUGAGGGCUCAAAUGGCCUCAGUAGUCAGGCUGAGCUAAUAAGCCUCAGUGUACCUGUCUCUCCAUCAAAGAUUUCCACAAAGAAUUCCGAGGCCAACAUAAGGGAUCCAUUUAUGUUGGUAGAUCUCUCAAAUGACACCCCUUGUCUCCCCCCAGAGUCUUCAGGUGAGUUCAACCCACAGGGUGUCAGUGAGGAGCUGGUAGACCUGUCACAAGAGGAGCAGGCGGGUCUCCCUCCCUCACAGAGCAGGGAGACUUUGUCACCUGAAACUGGAGACAAAGGUUUAUUCCCUGAUCAAGUGACUGAUCUGCCUGUAACCAGUAGCACUACCCUGGAAGGUUUGCCUGAGAACUGCUUCUCACAAAACCAUGUCAGCACGCCACUGGAGUGUUUUGAAGGAUCUGUGCCUUUGUUGGAUUUAAAGGUUCCAGAUUGUGACAGCAGUCUGAGCCUGUGCCCAGCCAGUCCUGCCUCUGUUAUCUGCACAGGUGCGCUGUUACAUUUAUCAACAGAGGAGUCAGAGGUGGAACAUGCAGGAGCUGCUGUAAUUAGAAAUCUGACUUCAGAGCAACAAGGUGAGAAUGACUCAUUUGCUCUGAGUUUGUCAGCUGAACCUUCAUCACUGACAGUGCCUCUGGCUGAAGAUGCCUUCAUUGAGGGUAAUUUCACCAGUGAGAGUUAUUCUGUGGAGAAUGUGUCUAAGGAUUUGAUGGAAGACAAAACUUGUUCUGAAGCCAAAAAUCAGGGGAAUGAGGCAAUGGCUUUGGAUCUGUGCUUGACUGCUGAUGAGGUCCAUGAUGAGGAAACAUGGGAUUUGAAACCACAGGAGGGUGUGCAGGGUGGAAGUGUUCCAGAUCCAACAACUGAACAGAGGGAAGAGGAGAAGGUGAUAGACACUAACCAGCUGGAACGAUCAGAUUGUCAUGAAAUAGCCCCCUUUGAUUUUUCAGUUCAGGACUUGAACACUUCUUCUCCUGAGGCUGGAUGGACUAGUGAGCAAACUGUGGAGACAAUUUCCCUUUCUAAGAUGGUGGUAGAUGACUCACUGCCAAUGGUUUCAGCUGUGAGCACAAGAGAGGAAGAUGUCUCCCCACUAAAAGCUGUAUUCGACGCUUUAGACCAAGAUGGAGAUGGCUUUGUUCGGAUUGAGGAGUUUAUGGAGUUUGCUGCUGCCUAUGGGGCUGAUCAGGUGAAGGAUCUGACCAAGUUUUUGGAUCCCAGUGGCCUGGGAGUGAUCAGCUUUGAAGACUUCCACCGUGGAAUCUCUGCAAUUAGCAAUGGAGGUCCGGAGCCACAACUCUACAACGUAAACUACAGCCCCGGGGAUGGAGCUGUGGGCUGUCCAGAGGAAUACGAUGAGCAAAAUGAGGUGACCGACAGUGCAUACCUGGGCUCCGAGAGCACAUACAGUGAGUGUGAAACCUUCACUGAUGAGGACACAGGGGCCCUCGUACCCCCUGAGAUGCAUGAGGAUGUGGAGACGGACAGCGGCAUCGAGGCCACGCUGCAUGACCCUGAAGAUGGCGGAAAUAGGUUUUCCCUGAACUCUGAGCUCCAUAACCACUCCCUGGUGACGGUCAUCAGUGGAGAGGAGGAGCACUUUGAGGACUUUGGUGAAAGCAAUACCUCAGAGUUGCUACUGGAGAGCAGCGUGGAGGGGACGGAGGGGGAGGCCGACUCUUCUCUCGUGCAGCCCCUGGAGCAGGUCAAUGGCUCCUCACUUCUGUCUCCCAGUGCACCUGCUCCUCUCCCUGACUGCUUUCAGAGCUUCCUCAGGGAGGAGGCGCUGGACUUUUUCUGUAGCCAGUGUCACAAACAAAUAAGUCGUCUCGAGGACCUCUCCACUCGCCUCAAUUUCCUAGAGAUGACUAGCGCUGGUAAGAGGCUGUCCAGCAAGAAAGUAGCAAGACAUCUCCUCCAGAACAGCUCCAUGACUCUGGACACCAUGAGCGACUUAACACGGGACAUCCUGGAGCUCGCUGACAAUGACAUCACAGACAAGGUGCUCCUCCUUGAGCGUCGAGUGGCGGAGCUGGAGAAGGAGUCAGAGGCCUCGGGGGAGCAGCACGCUCGGCUGCGCCAGGAGAACCUUCAGCUGGUGCACCGGGCAAAUGCCCUGGAGGAGCAACUGAAGGAGCAGGAGCUCCAUGCUGACGAGCAACUACAGCAAGAGACCCGCCGCCACAAGGAGGCCCUGAGCAAGCUGGAGAGGGAGAGGGGGCUGGAGCUGGAAAACCUGCAGGCCAGGCUGCAGCAAAUGGAUGAGGAGAACAGUGAGCUGCGGUCCUGUGUUCCUUGUCUACGAGCAAACAUCGAGCGACUAGAGGAGGAGAAGAGGAAGCUGCAAGAUGAGACAGAAGUCAUGUCUGACAGACUUAAGGAUGAGACGGAGUCCCGCAGGAAGAUGGGUGACAAGCUCAGCCACGAGCGCCACCAGAGCCAUAAGGAGAAGGAGUGCACACAGGAGCUAAUUGAAGACCUACGUAAACAGCUUGAGCACCUACAGCUGUACAAGUUGGAGGCCGAAGCAAAGAGAGGGCGCUCACCCGGCGCAGGGCUGCAGGAGUAUCAGACCCGCACCCGCGAAGCCGAGCUGGAGCAAGAGAUCAAACGACUCAAACAGGACAACCGCAGCUUGAAGGAGCAGAAUGACGAGUUAAACGGCCAGAUCAUCAACCUGAGCAUCCAGGGAGCCAAGAACCUGAUGUCGGCCUCAUUCUCCGACUCCCUGGCAGCUGAGAUCAACUCUGUGUCUCGCGCAGAGCUGAUGGAGGCUAUCCACAAGCAGGAGGAGAUCAACUACAGACUCCAGGACUACAUCGACAAAAUCAUCGUGGCCAUCAUGGAGUCCAACCCCUCCAUCCUAGAGGUCAAAUAGACACCAUGCAGCCAGAGAGCCACUUGGAGUGACUCCUCAGGCUGUUAAAUAAUAUUCCAGACUUGGCUAAAAGAAAACUACCAAGAGAGGAUGUAAAAAUAUUCAGACAUAAUUUUGGUAGAAAAAAAAUACAACAACGCACUCAAGUUACCCCCCACCCCACCCCACCUACCCCACCAAAAGAAAAAAAACAAAAAAAGGAAAAAUUUAAGAUUUUUAACAAGUCCAUGGCUGUCAGUGAAAAAUAAGCUAUUUUCAGUUAGAUAUCCCCUGAGUCUGUACUUAUUUGUGAGUGGUAAGUGUUAACCCUCCACAAAACACUUGGGUUCUGGUGACUUCCAUGUAUUUGGCUAGAGGGACCUGAGUCACCCCCCCCCCCCGUGAGAAUGUGUAAAUGUGUGCAAGAGGUCAGUAUCAUUCGGAGUAGAAAUCUACCCCAUCCCUUUCCCAAAACAAAGUGUCAAUGUUUGAUUGAGCUUAAAAAAAAAAUCAAAUAAACAACGAUCAGACAAUUAUACCUAAAGGCCUUAAAUGAAAGGUGAUCAAAGGAUACAUUCAUUCUGCGUACCAUACAUGCCUCAGUGCAGUCGGUGGGCUGUGACGUCCUGAUCCAAGCUGAGUCGUGUUUUAAUCACACGAGAGAAAGCCGUAUGAAGCUUUGGUCAGGAAAGAGACAAGUAAACUUUGUCUUUAAUAAGUUAAAAACUUGCUGUGCUGCCUAUCAGGCCCUAUAACAGUGUGUUGUGUCCUUUGACCAAGUUCAACUGUCUUUCCAGUGAACCCAAGUGAGGGACAUUUCUAGGAGUUGAGGAUGAGAAAUGCCCGGAGGGUUGUGUGUGUGUGUGUGUGUGUGUGUGUGUGUGUGUGUGUGUGUGUGUGUGUGUGUGUGUGUAUGUGAGGUGUUUGAAUUUUUUUUUUUUUUUUUUUUUUUUUGCUCUGUGUUACUUAAAAGGUUUUGAAAAAGCUAGGUGACACUAGAAGACGUAACAAGAAUGACACAGUCGAUCUUGUUAAAGUCUCAGUCUCCCAAAUGAAGGAACCGGCUGGUUUAUAAUGUGCUUCAUCUCAUUUAUUUUUACAAUGAAACAGGGUCCCGGUGCUCAGGUGGGCUGGAGACCUCAAGUGGAAAAAUCACUACAUUUCCCAUCACUCCCUGGCACAAACGUUAGAUAACUCAAACUUAUCUCACUAAAUGUAGACUGACUGACUGUAACCGACAAACUAUAACCACCUCGUCACUUUGUAAAAUCUCCAGACACUUGAAUUAAGCAUGAAGGGAAACUGAUGAGUGAUUCUGGGAAUUGUAGUUUUAUUUUUCUAAGUACAGCCCACCUGAUCCCAGUGUUCUCUUGCUGAGUGAAAGUGACAGAGAGCAAGCUGAUUCAGGUUACCAACCUUUUUUUUUUUUUCUCUUUGCUGCACAGGUGAUGUAUGGUCAGUAAAAAUGACACUCGGGAGGUUGUAUGUGAAGAAUCAAAUGGUUGUACUUUGCACUAAGGUUUGUUUUGAUUUCUUUAUUGUUGUUGUUGAUAAAACUGUUGAUUGUGAAGGGAUCAAAUGUAAAAUUGAAGAUAUUUUGAAGCCCGUACGAAGAUGAUAGCACGUUGGAUUUGUUGCUACAGACAGACGCAGCAGCAAAGUUGGGGCUGGUGUGUGCUGCAGAAAUCCCACUCAUGCUUAAGAAGAAAAAACACAUCACACUAUUCUUACUGUCAUGUUCAAUCGGAAAUAUUCAAGAAUACUACAAAAAAAAACUCUUAAGAUUAGUUUUCAUUUAAAUACUGUAUUUUUUCAGCCAUCAGGAUUUCAUCUGAGCUUUUUCCCUGGAUUUUGGCCAGUUUUAUUUUUCCAGAACUGAUCUGCAUAAUAUUGAAGAGAGAUGGCAGACUUUGGUAGCAAUAAUGCUUGGCAGGAAAGUGGACAUUGGUGGAAGGCAGAUGAAACGAACCUGCUCUUUAUUUCCUCUGCUGAAGCAACAUCUGCGUUUUCAAAGACUGAUUUUUUGAACUGAUGCCGUGUUUAUCGGUACUGUGCAGCGUCAGUGCUUUUGGACAUUUCUUUCUGACUCAGAAACUGAACUUAAGUGUCGGAUUAACCCGCCAGAUAUCUUGAAGGAUUUAUAGUCGAAGUCGGGGAGGUUGUUUUCUUUUUGUCCAAACAGCACGGCGUUCUGCACCAGUAUCUUAAGAAGAAUUCCUAUUUUUCACCCUGUUUAAUCCCCUCUAAAUCUUAUCUCACUGCUCUUCUUCACCUGCCACUCCAUGGAAAAAUGGCCUUGGAUGUAAAUGACUUGUACAUGUAAAGUUUUUUCUACACUCAUUCUAGAUUCUAGGUAUUUUUAUAGCCAGAAAAGAAAAGAACAUUUCUUUUUCUUGUCUUAAGCUGAGAGACAGCUGCCUGUAUUCUUCUCUAGCAUGUAGCGUGUACAGUAUCUGUUUUGGGUUUUUUUUGUUCAUUUUUUUUUUUAAUUUUAAAUCACAUGCAGAUAUUUAUUCAUCAUUCAACACAAACAGCAACUCACACUCUGUGACCUGUUCUGCUGAAACUAUAUUUGUACAUUUUUGAAUUCACAAGGGGAGAUCACUAAUUCACAGUGAAUGAAUCUGUGGGAGAAUCUAUUGAAUUAAGACACAUUUAAAGCAAAGGUGUGUUGUCCUUGGGUGAGUCUCCAUUAUGUGAAACAGCUUGAAUAUGAGCUGCUCAGACUGGUCGUUGUUGAGGUUGUCGCACUCUUCCAUAAUGCUGAGGUGGCUUUGACCUGUUCAGGGUUGUGAUUUUUAGAUCUAUGGCAGAGUCUGCAGUUUCUACUGUUGUCUUCCCAGAUGGAGUCAGGUACUGCAUGGAAACACAGAUUCUUAUUGUAUAUCUCUGAUUCAGUUGUUUGACAUAUGUUUUGAAUGACAAAUCAUAUGCUAUAAUAUCCAUCAGUGGAGUUCUAGGUUGUGACACCUCAUAAUAUCAGCACGACACCUAAAAACUCAUAUCUAGGCUUGCUGAGCUCAGCAUCCUGCCUUUUUAGUGUAAUGCGAAGUUUACCCCAACAGAUUUAAUGCUUUAUUCUUUAGAGUAAUGAGUCAUUUAUGCUUUAUAACGAGGAAACAGGAUGACACCUGAACACAAUGGGUUAUAUUACAGUUAAUUCUCUCCUUGCAUCACAUUUUAUUGUCAGCUUUUGACAGAUAGUUUGAGGACUAACACGACUGGCAACAGAAUAACUAGAUGACAGGUGAGACUACAGAGCUGAUAAAACAUUCCCUCUUAGCAGAGCUGAAGGUGUUUGCACUUUAAACAAAUCCAAUUUCUCCAUUUUAACUCCUGCUUUCAAAAUGACCAAAGACAGACAUUUGAACCUAAACUGAUCAUUUUCUCUAUCAGGGUCCGUGAUAACGCUUUUGGUUAUAGCCUGUACUGUUCUAAUAAACCACAAAUUGACAGAUUCUCAGCUUGCCCUGAAAGAAAAAAGAAACUGGCCUGCUAGUCUAACACUGUGCCUCUGUGUCUCAAACUUUGCCUCUAAACUAACCUGAUGAUGAGCCCUGGGAAAAGCACUGACCACAUGACUGUCAGUUUGUUAAAUUAUAGAGAUGAAACCUGUAAAUAUGAAUUGUCAUUUUUGUGAAUUUAUUUUCUCUCUCUCUCUCUCUCUCUCUCUCUCACGCUCACUUCCAGUGUCCAAAGAAAGUUUGCUCAAGGCACAAACAUCACUACUGGAGUAGUGCAUGGCUUGCCAUUAUGUGACAUGGGAAGAUAAAAAGAGAAUAUUGUAGAAAAGAGAAAUUGUAAAAGUUAAAUUUAUUCCUAUUUUCAAAAAUAAAUGUAUAAAUUAUAACAGUAUUGGUUACAGCUGUAUAUUAUUUUUGAAGAUCCCCAAAUGAUCUAAUCCUAAUUGUUACUGGGGAAAUAUAAUUUCUGUCAUUGUAAAAAGAGAAAAUUUAAAGGUAAGCAGUGAAAGUAAGAUUAGAAAAAUAAAUGGAAUAAAAGGA
This is a messenger RNA of Seriola aureovittata, 8696 nucleotides long. RefSeq names its product RAB11 family interacting protein 3 (class II) (gene rab11fip3). The transcript has 14 exons. Gene Ontology annotation, cellular component: cleavage furrow; endocytic vesicle; midbody. Bases 1372 to 4713 code for a protein of 1113 amino acids. Gene Ontology annotation, biological process: regulation of cytokinesis; endocytic recycling. NCBI's taxonomy places the organism in Eukaryota, Metazoa, Chordata, Actinopteri, Carangiformes, Carangidae. The record is from RefSeq and is a predicted model, not a curated record. Gene Ontology annotation, molecular function: calcium ion binding.